Messenger RNA from Colletotrichum chrysophilum, 825 nucleotides. RefSeq lists its product as uncharacterized. The transcript has 3 exons. NCBI's taxonomy places the organism in Eukaryota, Fungi, Ascomycota, Sordariomycetes, Glomerellales, Glomerellaceae. The record is from RefSeq and is a predicted model, not a curated record. Bases 1 to 825 code for a protein of 274 amino acids.
AUGGCAUUCGAUAAGAAGAUCGUUCUUGUGACUGGAGGCAACACUGGCCUCGGUCUUGAGGUGGUCAAGGCCCUUUACGCAUCCCCCUGGCCUCAUCAAAUCAUCAUCGGCUGCCGCACCGUCGUCAAGGGUGAGAAUGCUACCGCGAGCCUCAUUGGCCAGAUCUCUGAGAGCAACUCUCAUCUGAGCACUGUCCAACUUGAUAUAUCCGAAGACUCAUCCAUCGAGACCGCGGUCCAGGACAUCAAGUCCCGAUUUGGUCGGCUGGACGUGUUGGUCAACAACGCCGGCGUCCUCCACGAUGCCGACAUUGCUGCCGGAAAGAUGAGCAUCCGCGAGGGCUUCAACGCCAGCUGGGAUGUGAACGUCACGGGGACGCAUGUUCUGACUACUCAAGCUAUGCCUUUGCUCCUCAAGUCGCCCGACCCGCGUCUCAUAUUUAUCACCAGCGGGACCAGCUCCUUGACCGAGAGCGGGCUGGUCAAUGUUCCGGUCCCCAAGCUCCGGGCGCUCAAUGCCAGUCCGUCGAAGGGCUGGCCCAAGAACACCCCGGAGGCAAUCCCGCUGUAUCGAUCGGUGAAGACGGGGCUGAACAUGCUCAUGCGUGAGUGGCAUCGGACUCUUCUGAAUGAUGGGGUCAAGGUCUGGGGUAUCAACCCAGGCUAUGUAGCCACAGGUAUUGGUGGUGUUGGCGCAGAAGAGAUGAAGAAGAUGGGCGCAAGAGACCCGGCCGAAGCUGGAAGAUUCAUCAAGGAUGUGGUCGAGGGUAGCAGAGACGAAGAUGUUGGGAAAGUCGUCAGGGCCAAUGGGGUCCAACCGUGGUAG